UGUAAACAGCUCGUUUCGAAGAUAGUUCUUCGAUGGCUCUGCGCCCAAAACAUGCUCGCUCAACAAUUACGUCAGACUUUGAUUCUUAUCAUAACCGAUCAACGUGUGUAAGUGCGUGAUUGGGACUCUCGACGGUUAUGUCACGUGUUUCCCUCAUGAAGAAAGUGUUCAAAUUCUAUUUGCAGCCGUUUUGACGUGACCUUUUCUGUUUGCUUGAUAUAUCUCGCUUUCGGAUAUUGUCGAUAUCAAGUAAGUACUAAUAAUUUCAAACAGUCGCUCGUCGAACAUACAGAAUAUAUAUUGAAACUUGUCUCUUUCAGAUAUCAGGAAUUAGUCGAAGAAAAGAAAUAAAGUUGUGCGGUUACGCAGACAAAUUAUUGUGCCAAACAAAUUGAAAAGAACAGAAUCUCAAUUAAGAGUGACACGAUAGAGAGAAACUGGAACAGCCAUUACAAGGCGAACCAUGCAACAAACGUUAAAAAAGGAAGCAGAAUUGAAAAGUAUGUAAGUGUAUUUUAUCAAUGUAAUAUCUGCAAACAAAAUUUCUGUCUGAAGAUGGAUAUGACAAAGCGACAUCUCGAGGUCAAACGUGACACAAAUAAAUCCAGCAGUUACAACUAUGAAAGCAACGAUACGGAUGAUAUGCCACUGAAGAGCCGCAUACAAUGUCUCCAACCUAACAAACAAGAAGGAACCACUAUUAUGCAGCCAGGACCGUCUUCGAAGAGUAAUUCGUGCGGCAAACAUUCCACCAAGGAGAGCAGCACUAAAGAGUACUUCAAAAUUCCGAAACAAUGCAAAAUUUGCAAACAAGACUUUCGCGAAAAAAAUGAGUUGCAUGAUCACUACGAGAAGGACCACAAAUAUCGCUUCUACAAAUGUAAAGAUUGCUACUACAGAACCAUAUAUAAGAGAAACUUAAUAAGACACGAGGAAACACACAUAGAAAAUCAUUUGAGCAACCGCAAAUACAAGUGUACUGAGCCCCGCUGUAACAAAAUAUAUAAACAUAAGUAUAAUUUGAAAACUCACAUAAUGAUUAAUCACUAUAAAAAUAAGAUGAAAAGCAAUAAUGGGGCGCCGGGACCGUUCUCAGAGAGUAAUCUAUACGACAAACUUUUCAACAGAACGAAAAUUGAACAGUACAAACUUUCUAGACAAUGCAAAAUCUGUGGUCAAAUUUUCGAUAAUAAGCAUAUGUUAAUAGAUCACUCAAUGACGGUUCACCACCAUUGCGUGUACAUAUGUGAAGACAAAACAUGCAAUUACGAAACCAACUUCCUGCAAACCAUGCAAAGGCAUUUUACAAUGAAGCACAUGAAUAAUAAAAACUGAGUAUGUAGUGAGACUGGCUAUAACUGGAUGAGAAAAGAUUAGGAGUAACUAAGACAAUACGACGCGUUCACUCUGACAAAUAAAACAAAAGCAGUAUUGAGGACCCGUCCUCAGAAAGUGACCUGUACGGCAAACAUUUCGGAAGAAGCCCCAGCAUUGCGAAGCCCAUAAGUAUACCUCAGAAAUGCAAAACCUGCAAGGGAAUGUCUCUUUCUAAGCAAAAGUGGAAAAAAUACCUCAUAGAUCUUUACAAACAAUCCAUCAGCAACUGCAGCCAUGGUUAACUACGUAUUUAACAAAGACAAUAACUUGCGAAAAUACAAUAUACGAAAUCAUACGAACAAUUAUGACUAAACGUAUACUGAGCCUAUCUAUAACAGAAAGUAUAAAUAGUAGGCGGAUCUGAAGAAACACAUACAAUCGUCCUGUCAACCAGAAGAAAAGCAAAAGUGCGAACCCGGGGGAGUCUUCCGAGAGCGAGCAAUGUGGCAAACAUUCCAAAAGAGGGAGCAGCAUUGAAAAGCGCGUAAAUGUGCCUCAGCAGUGCAAAAUUUGCAACCCAGGUUUCGAUAGGAAGAGAGAGUUGACACAUCACCUCUGAGGAGAUCAAAGGAUAUCGCAUGUGCAUCUGAAACGAUUGCAAUUACAUAUCUAACAUUAAACAACACAUGAUACGUCACGUUGUAUGAAAGCACAUUGGCAAUUACGACCAUGUGUGUAAUAAGAAUGGCUGCUAGGAGAAAUUCAAACUCGAGCAGGAACUGAAUGGACAGAUACAUGCUGAGAUGACAAUUGCUUAUUUGGUCUGGAAUAAGAUAUACAGCAGCAAGAACAGUAUACUGGACUCAUACGUUGCACUACACGGCACAAUACCCACUACGCCUACAUCUGCAUCGUCUACAGAACGAGAUACAUCCAGCGGCAGUCUUUACGCAGUUACAUGGAGAAAAUACAUUCUGAUUCAUUUCUAAUCGAAUAAAAUGAGUCGGUAUCAAGAGCAUUUUUGCAAAAUUUCUAGAAAACCAGUGACAAACAGGCUGUCGAAUAGAGUAGAGAAA
Molecule: messenger RNA, 2393 nt
Organism: Harpegnathos saltator (Jerdon's jumping ant)
Lineage: Eukaryota; Metazoa; Arthropoda; Insecta; Hymenoptera; Formicidae
Product: zinc finger protein 624
Exons: 3
Coding region: 556-1335 (259 amino acids)
Source: RefSeq, a predicted model, not a curated record